AUGUGGGCCGACGACGAGCGAGAUUCGGGUCCUCCUCGCGGUGGCCCUGGUCCGAGGGGCAACGCGCCCGGUUAUUAUGGCGACUCAAGGGGUCCUGCUGAUUCCAGAGGGCCGGGACCCGGCGGGUACUUCGACGAAAGGGGUGGGCGGGACGCAGGAGGGUUUGGGGGACCGGGUAACUGGGACGGACCGCCGCCUUAUGGUGCGAUUGGCCCAGGGCAGAUGGGCAGGGGACGGGGGUAUAUAGAUGGGCCUCCAGGGGGGGGUAUGGGGCGUGGGGGGCGUGGCGGUGGGGUUGGGGGUGGUGGGGUUGGAGGUCCUGGGUAUCAGCCUGAUUUCGACCGCUUCGGCCCGGGAUUUCCGGGGCGGGGAGGCGGAUUUGGCGGCGGAUUCGGCGGCGGAUUCGGUGGCGGGUUUGGCGGUGGGCGUGGCGAUCUGCAUUCGCGGUCGUUCGGCCCGGGGGGGGCGCGUGAGCGUGGGGAAAGGUUUAUGGGAGGUGACGUGUUCGGUGACGUGUCAUUGCCUCGGCCGGAGUUCCAGUCUCUGCCACGUGUCGGCGUGGAGCCGCCUCCUAGCUUGGCUCUCCUUGCGCUGUCGCGGAAAAAGAAGGAGGACGCGGAAGCCGCCGCCGCCGCCAGCGAAUUUCGGGAUUUGGAGCGGGAGAGGUUCGAGGCGGAACUAGAAAGGGUUCAGAAUCAGAAGGAGCAGGAGAAGCAGAGGAAGGAGGAGGAGGAGCAGCGGGCGAUGGAGAUGGCGCGGCAGCAGGAGGAGGAGAUGGUGCGGAAGGCGCGGGAGGAGGAAGAGCUGCGCGCGCGCGCGGAGCAGGAGGCACGGGAGGCGGAACUGCGCGCGCAGAUGGAGGCGGAAGCCGCGGCGCGGAGGCUGGAGGAGGAGCGGCGGAAGGUGCAGGAGGAGAAGCAGCGGAUCCGGGACGAGGAGGAGAGGCGGAAGGAAAACGCGCGGAAGAAGCUGCAGGAGCUUGAAGAUAGAAUUGCGAGAAGACGAGCGGAGGAGGAGGCGAGACGAGCGGAGGGGGGAGGCGACGGGGAGGGAGAUUCGAAGGAGGAGCAGGAGCAGGAGAAGGAGAAGGAGCAGGAACAGGUGGCAGAUAGCUGGGAAGACUCGGAUAGGGCAGACGCUGCAGCAGAGGCGGCAGAGGCAGCGGCAGCUGGCGGUAAGGCAGACGCGGCAGCGGGUAGGGCCGAAGGGCAGGUGUUAGUGGAGGUGGGUGGCGCAACGGCGGAAGUCUCGGAAACUGUGAAGCAGGAGGUAUUGGAUCAAGCGGGGGCGGAGGCUGGAAGCUUGGAGGAUGGCCAGGGGAACGCAAGUCGAGGGGAAGGGAAGUCGGCGGGAGAAGGCGCGGGGUUGGGUCAAGUGACGGUGGAAGCGGAAAGCGAUGCGGAGAAGCAGGAGCGCGGGGGAGCAGAGGCGCAAAACGAGCAGCAGGUGCAGCAGCAGCAGCAGGCGGCGGCGGCGGCGGGGGAGGCGGGGGAGCAAAACAAGGGGGGCUCGCCGGAGCUCCCCCCUGGGGCGGAGUUGCGCGGAAUGGAUCCGUACCAUGCGCCGUACCCCUCUAGGCACCCCGGCGCAGGCCCCAUGCUCUCGUCCUUUGCCUACAAUCAACCGCUCGCGCGCUAUCCUGGAUCGCACAUAGACUCGCACGGGUCGCAGGAGCGUUAUUUAGGCGAAAGGCAGCAGGAUAUGUGGGGAGUGGGGGGUAUGGGGGAGAUGGGCGGGAUUGGGCGGGAUUUUGGUGGCGCCGGGGGGAAUGGCGGGGAAUUAGGGUUUGCGCCUUGGAAGAUGCACCAGCAGUUUUUCCCGCCGGGGAUGAUUGGCCCCGGGGGGGGUUUCCCCGGUGCUUCGCAUCUCCUGGUCCCCCCUCACGCGCCCCCGCAUGCGCAGCUUCACGCGCACCCGCACCACGCGCAUCCCCACCACGCGCACGCGCACGCGCAUCACUCCGCGCCCGGUAUGCCCCUUCCGCAGCAGCACCACCUGCACGGGCAGCAACCCCCUCUGCUGCACCGCCCCGUCACCAUCUCCCCCCCGUCCUCCUCGUUCUUUGGCAACGGGGACAUCACGCGCGGGUUUCACAUGCUCGGGGGCGGCGCCGCAGGCGGGGGGGCGCAUGCCGCCAUGGGGAUGGGCGGGGGAGGGGCAGGGGGUGGGGGAGGGCCGUUCGCGGGCCCGCCAGGCGGAGCUCCCUUGGGUGCGCCGCUCCAGUACUUUGAUAAGUCUGUAGGGCCCACACCCAUGCGGAACCAGUACAUCGGCGGACCAGGCCCCGUGGGGCGCUUUCCGCCAGGCAACCCCAUAGGCGCGGUUGGCGCAGCUGCGGGGGGAGGGGGCGGGAUGGGGCGCGCGGUGGGGGUGGUGGGGGAGCCUGGGGGACUGGGCCCCGCAGGGCUGGGGGGGAGGCAGUAUCAAGAGCGCAGGGGGGAUGGCCAGGGUGGGGAUUACUAUGGGCGGGAGGAAGGCGGACUGGGGGCCGUGGAUGGGGGCAUGGGCGGAAGGGAUAGGCGACCCUUCUCACAGUCAGGAGUGGCCCCUUAUAUGAUCCAAAUCGGCUCCAUGCCCAUUCCUUUCAGCAUGGGCUCUCUCGGGCAGGAUGAAAACAAUUCCGGCUCUCAGCUGCCCGUUUUCCAGUUCGGGCAGAUUGGCGUGCCAGCGUCGUCGCCUUCCCCGAUCCUGGAUGGAUCGAUGGCCGAAGCUCUUUUAGGUAUGGAUGUGGGAGGGCAUGUAGGGGCAGGCAUGGGGAAUUCGGCAGUAGGAGGGGUGGCUUCAGGUCCACACCAGCAAAUGCAGCUGGAACUGCAGCAGCGGCAGCAGCAGUUGGUUCUGGGCGCGGGGGGAGGGGCGGCCAAGACAGGGAAUCCGCGGGCAGAGGUCCGGCGGCGGAAGGCCAGGGCUAUGGCGGUAGAUCGGGGGCGUGGGGAGGCGGAGGGGGGGGCGGAGGGGGAGGGGGAGGCAGGGGAGGGGGAGGGUACGGAGGGGGAAGAGGGGGAGCGCAGGAUUGGCAAGGGAGGGGGCAAGGGGGGCGGUGGGGGUAUGGGGAGAGCCGAGGGGGUGGGAGGUGGCAGGGAGGAAGGGGAGGGAGAGGGAGAGAGGGGGGAGGGGGAGCAGCGGGUGGGGGCAGUUGGAGGCCACGGGGGGGAGCAGAGGGUUCUGGUGGUGGGCGGGGGGAGGAGAGGGGAGGGCAGAGUAGCAGGGGCAGAGGUGGCAGCAGUAGCAGUGGAAGAGAAGGGAGGUAGGGCUGUGCGUUAA
Closterium sp. NIES-65 is the source of this 3264-nucleotide messenger RNA. NCBI's taxonomy places the organism in Eukaryota, Viridiplantae, Streptophyta, Zygnematophyceae, Desmidiales, Closteriaceae. The record is from the annotation of a GenBank genome assembly.